AUGAUGAAUAUCCUUGUUUCCCCAAUAUUCCGGGGAGUAUUGUCGAGGACCCGAUGCUGGUUUUCACUUUCCUCGAAUAAAGAAUAUCCAUCCGAGCGGGCUAUUUCUGAAUGGGCCGGCGUAUGGAAAGAAUUAAACUGUUUUGGUGAUCGGUCGAGAAAUGACGGGAUCAACUUCUCAUCAUUUGUCAUUCGAAAUAUACAGAAACUUUUGGAUGGAGGGACAUCAGGGGGUAAGGGAUUUGACAUCCGCGAUGGCCCCUGGCAUUUACCAUUUAUCGGUGAGAAACAGAUGGCUUUGGAGGAGAAAUAUAAUGUUCGAAUUGUGCUGAUUGCAUUCAAAGGGCACCAGAGUACAGGCCAAGUAUACCGAUCUCUCUGUAUCUUCGAUUGCAACAAGCCCGACACACUUCGCUGUUUGCGUUAUGAUUCGGCUCGAUACUUCAACAUUUACAUGGGUUCUCCCUCCAAUAUGGAGAAAUACGAGCAAAUGCAGCUGGGAAUCAUGGCAAAAGACGAGACAAUGAAAGUGACAUCGGAGAAGAUCAAUGAAUGGACAUACAAACGGACAAUGGAACCGGAAGAAGAGGGGGAAGAGCCAUGGAUCUGGACGGCAAACUAUCGACCGACAUUUGAUGAUAUCAAUUGUUUCCAUUGUCUCAAGGGUCCAUUACCAGAUAUGUCUUAUUGUAGCGAAUUCCAUGAAAUGUGU
Molecule: messenger RNA, 711 nt
Organism: Mesorhabditis spiculigera
Lineage: Eukaryota; Metazoa; Nematoda; Chromadorea; Rhabditida; Rhabditidae
Source: the annotation of a GenBank genome assembly